Paramecium pentaurelia is the source of this 1403-nucleotide messenger RNA. The record is from the annotation of a GenBank genome assembly. NCBI's taxonomy places the organism in Eukaryota, Ciliophora, Oligohymenophorea, Peniculida, Parameciidae.
AUGUUUAAAGAAUCAAUAUUUCAAGGCAAUUAAACAAAACUUAUUUGGAGUUAUCUACCUAUGCCAGUCCUCUCUAAAAAAGGAGCUUUGGAUGGAGAAUUUAUUAAAUCAAGUACUAACACUUGUAAAAUAAAAAAAUUCAUUUUGAUACAAAAUAUUUUAGGUUGUUACACAAAAAAAGUAUUCUUAAAUAUAUUUAGGGUCCCAUCAAAUGGAUAAAUUAUGAAAAUUCUUUUAUCGAGAUAACUCGAGACAAAAUGCUUGGAGAAGGGAUAUCUAUAACUAAAGGAGAAACACUUAUUUUAUAUGGAGAAACAGAAAUUUGGUUCAAUUAUAUGAAGAGAUGGUGUAUUUAAUAAGGCUUUUCAAAUACAUACAAAAUAAUGGAGAAAAUAGGCAGAGGAAAUCAAGCAGAAGUAUUAAUAAAUUCUAUUUAGGUGUACAGCUGUAGAUACCAAUUAGGAGAUGAAAAAUUUGCUGUUAAAUAAUAUUCCAAACAUAAAUUAACUAAUAGAUAAGAUAAAAUUGCUCUUUUAAAAGAAAUAUCUAUCUUGCGUCAAGUUUAACAUGAAAAUAUAAUUCGUCUUUAUGAAGUUUUUGAGAACGAAGACACUAUAUAUGUUGUAAUGGAAUUGCUAGAAGGAGGAGAUUUAAAUGAUUAUUUAAAAUAACCAAGUUCAUUUUUCAAUGAAAAAUAGUUAGCUAGUUUCAUAUAUAGACUAUUUAAAGCAAUUUUAUCAUUUCAUAAAUUUGGCAUAAUGCAUCGCGAUAUCAAACCAAAAAAUAUAAUUUUAAGAAAAUAAAGCCUGUCUUAAUUUUGUGUAGCCGAUUUUGGUUUAGCAGAUUAUUAUAAUAAAGAUGGGAAAUAUUUAUUUUAAAGAUGUGGAACUCCUGGUUUUGUAGCUCCUGAGAUUUUGAGAGAUGAAUUCUAUGAUUUUAAAGUUGAUGUUUUUAGUGUAGGUGUAAUAAUGUAUAUUAUAAUUUCUGGGGAGGAACCAUUUGGAGGUGAUUAUAAUGAAACUAUAACAAAGAAUUAUUUGGGGUAGGUUGAUGUAAGCAAUCUAAAAAUAAGUGAAUAAGGAUAAUUGUUUUUGAAAUCAUUAUUUGAAGUUAGACAAUUAAGACCUACGGUUAAAGAAGCUAUGAAUCAUUAAUGGUUUAAAUAGGAAAAGAUUGUGACAGAGAAAUACAGAAUUCGUAUUAAAGAGCCUUAAAUUAAGCAAGUUUAAUUGUUUAUCCCUUCAAUAACAGAAACCACUAUUUCACAUAGUUAGUUUUUAAAGCCUACUAGAACUGCAUCAUCAACGAGAAACUCAAAUUAUCGUUUAAGUCCUAUAGCUUUAAAGAAACCAAAUAAAACUCCAAAUCCAAGCCCAAGUCUCAAGAGGAAAUCCCUCAAGUGA